AUGAUUUUAGAAUUCCAUCAGUUGGAAAAUAAUUUACAUAUAUCUCAGUAUUUAGCUGAUACACGGGAGAUAUUGCACAAUAUGUUACGUACAGGAAGUAUCACAGAAGACACUAUGAUCAGUUUAAAUAUAGUGACAGAUUGUUGCUAUGCAUGGAAUAUAAUGGAAUCUUUUAUUGAAACGAUGCAAGCUAGCAUAAAAGAAUGUCCUCCUACUGUAAUUAAAUUAAAAGCAUUGUUUUUAAAAAUGGCUUCGGCGUUGGAAACACCGUUAUUGAGAGUGAAUCAAGCACGUAGUGCAGAUCUAUCAUCAGUAUCUCAAUACUAUAGUAGAGAAUUAGAAAAAUAUGCAAGACGUGUCUUACAAAUAAUACCAGAAACUGUAUUUGGUUUACUCGCUGAGAUCGUACAUCUUGAGACAAAUGCUUUCAAGGAAAUUCCUACUAGAUUACCGAAAGAUAAAUUAAAAGAAUAUGCACAAUUAGAUGAUAGAUUAAAAAUGGCUAAGUUGACGUAUGCUGUGUCAGUAUUUACGAAAGGUGUAUUAUCCUUGAGAAGUGUUCCCUUGGGAGUGUUGAGAGUUGAUUCCCAUCGCUUAUUAGAAGAUGGUAUACGACAAGAAUUGGUAAAGAAAGUAACAGUAGCCUUGGAUAAUGGUCUUGUUUUCGAAUCAAAAUCAAAAAUACCGAUAUUACAGAAACUUAAUAAUUUAGCCGCAAUUAUGGAUGGUUAUCGUAAAUCUUUUCAAUAUAUUCAAGAUUAUAUAAAUAUUAAUAGUUUAAAGAUAUGGCAUGAAGAGAUAUAA
This is a messenger RNA of Megalopta genalis, 804 nucleotides long. The record is from RefSeq and is a predicted model, not a curated record. Lineage: Eukaryota; Metazoa; Arthropoda; Insecta; Hymenoptera; Halictidae.